AUGCGCUCUCAUAAAAGUUUCCUCCCAGCAAACCCUCUGGGGCGGUUCUCCUCUGUCUCCUGCGGCGGCUGUGAGUCAACAUUGACUAGUGGUGCCGAACAACCACGAAGGGCAACCAGCCCCCAGGCGCAGAGCCGCGGGAGGUGGCCCAAGGGCUUCAGAGUUUGUAGAGGUUUGAGUGGGGCGCUGACAGUGUCUGCUACGAGGGGACAAGAGUGCUUUUGGAUUUCUUGGCUUCCAGCCCAGCUCUGUGAUCCAGCUCAGCUCUUUUCCAGCAAAGGCUCCUCGUGCCUUCCCUGCAUCCACCGUGAAGCAUCAUUUCUGAUGGCAGCAUUAUCUCCAGGACCCACCAAAGGACUCCAGGAAGAAUAUAAUCUCCAUGAGGAAAAAGAUUCUGACUGCUGUUCUUGUCCAGAAAAGUGGAUUGGGUACCUAUGCAGCUGCUAUUUCAUUUCUAAUGAAGAAAAAACCUGGGCAGAAAGUAGGAAUUCCUGUGCUUCUCAGAAUUCCAGUCUACUUCAGCUGAAAAACCGAGAUGAAUUGGAUUUUUUCAAAUCUAAUGAACUCUUUUACUGGAUUGGACUCUCUUAUAACGAAACGCGUGGCGCCUGGGUGUGGGAGGACGGCUCUGCUCUCUCCCAGGAUCUAUUUUUGUUUCAAAAUCUAAAUCCACGGAACUGUGUAUUGUAUAAGCCAAGUAAUCGUAUUUUGGAUGAAGAUUGUAGGAACAAAAAUGGUUUUAUCUGUAAGCAAAGGUUUAUUUAAGAGUUUCUCGGAGUUGACAGGCAAUGCACGGUCAGGUUUACUUUUUAUCUCUUAUAUUGUUACUAAUUAUCUACUUUUUAGGUGUAUAAAUUUUUCAUUUUUUCUCUCAGGAUACAAUUUCUAUAUAUUUGAAUCCAUAUGUUUUAAAAUUGAUUAAAUUUCUCUGUCUAUACUUGAACUUAUUAAGCAUCAAGAUAAAGAAUGUUAUGAAUAUUUAAAUUUUAUGUUUUUAAUAUUAAAUGUAUUGCAGUUUCAUGCAUCUUUUCUUGCAAAUGAUCUCUGCACAAAUUUAAGUAAAAUUUACAACAGCAAAUACUAUAUAUAUCAACAUCAUUUCAGUGCUUCACAUAACAUACUAAAUUGGGAAGUCCCAUCCUCACCUUUCUAAAAGUAAAACUAUUUUUAAUGCUUUUUGUUAGCGCU
Trichechus manatus latirostris (Florida manatee) is the source of this 1188-nucleotide messenger RNA. Its product is annotated as natural killer cells antigen CD94-like. NCBI's taxonomy places the organism in Eukaryota, Metazoa, Chordata, Mammalia, Sirenia, Trichechidae. Bases 1 to 765 code for a protein of 254 amino acids. The record is from RefSeq and is a predicted model, not a curated record. Gene Ontology annotation, biological process: positive regulation of natural killer cell mediated cytotoxicity; stimulatory C-type lectin receptor signaling pathway. Gene Ontology annotation, molecular function: transmembrane signaling receptor activity. The transcript is spliced from 7 exons. Gene Ontology annotation, cellular component: plasma membrane; external side of plasma membrane.